Solanum dulcamara is the source of this 2176-nucleotide messenger RNA. RefSeq names its product zinc finger CCCH domain-containing protein 56-like. The record is from RefSeq and is a predicted model, not a curated record. Gene Ontology annotation, molecular function: metal ion binding; mRNA binding. Lineage: Eukaryota; Viridiplantae; Streptophyta; Magnoliopsida; Solanales; Solanaceae. The transcript has 2 exons. The coding region runs from base 275 to 1564 and encodes 429 amino acids.
AUAAAUUUAAUCUCAGAUUUUUCUUUAUCUGAAGUUGCCUUUACGGGUAUUUUUUGGGGGAUAAUAACUACUUUUACUAGUUUUUCCUUUUCUUGAUUUUGGUUUUCGAAUUGAUAUUGUCUGGUUGAGUUUCUGUUGUUUGGUUUUUGCGUUUUGCCCUUAUUAGGGCAUGGUCGUUUGUUGAAAAAGUCGAAUUCCACUGAAGAUAUUCUUUCAUUUGAACAUGUAUUUUGGUGGGUUUAGAGUAUAAUUAAGUUUAAAGAUUGAAUUUUUAAUGUUAUCCUCUCUUGUUAUCAAGCAAAAAAAGUUAGCUUUAAGUGGUUAUUCUUGUUUUGAUCUCUUAGUUCUGUUUUUUUUUUUCUUGUUUUGGGUAAUUUAUUUGAAGAGUUGUAGCAGGAAGAGUUUAAUCUUGUUGCUUGUGAUCUGGGGUUGCUUAUUUUUGUAUGUCGAAUCACUCUAUAGUAUAUUGUUUUUGGUGGUUUUGAGCAUAUUUGGCCGGGAGUUUUGGUUCUUCAUGGAUUUCAUGGGAGAAGCCAGUUUUGCUGGAGGGAGUGAUGUUAGUGGCUCUUACAAUUGGGGUCCUGGUUUUCCUGAUCAGGCAGAUUGGGCUACUGAGGAUGAUUAUAGAGCCUGGAACACCGAUCUCUCCACUGAGACCCCUUCCAAUUCGAGUCAGGAUGGUAGACAUUCCCAAAACCGAUCUGGAAGUGAGCCUCCACACAAGAAAUCAAGGAACUUGCAGGGGGUAGAUUCAGUUAAUAAUCGCUCCAAAGCAAUUGGAAAGAUGUUCUUCAAAACUAAAUUAUGUUGCAAGUUCCGCGCUGGGGUCUGCCCUUAUAUUACUAAUUGUAACUUUGCUCAUGGCAUAGAGGAGCUGCGCAAGCCACCUCCCAAUUGGCAAGAUAUAGUGGCUGCACAUGAAAGUGAGUGUGGUGGGGGAGUGAUGCUGGAACCAAGAGAAGAACACCAGAUACCAACUGCCAGUUCUCCUGAGCUGCGUGCAGAGUCCCAAAGGUCCUACAAAGGGAGGCAUUGCAAGAAGUUCUAUACUGAAGAAGGAUGCCCUUAUGGAGAUACUUGCACUUUCCUUCAUGAUGAACAAUCUCGAGCUAGAGAGAGUGUUGCAAUAAGUGUGACUCCCACUGUAGGUGGAUUUGGUAAUAAUGCUGCUGGAGCAAACCUGAAGCCUUCAAACUGGAAAACAAGAAUUUGUAAUAAGUGGGAGACCACUGGUUAUUGCCCGUUUGGCAGCAAGUGUCAUUUUGCACAUGGAGCGGCAGAAUUGCACAAAUAUGGGGGAGGACUAGUGGAGAUGGAAGGCACAGAUUCGCUAUCUACUCCUCCAGAUUUAAAGCAGGGAGGGGGUCCUUUUAAAGCAGCAGAAGGUUCGGUGCCCUCAACCAUUUCAGCACCUCAUGCAGAUGUUUACCAUUUGGGGUCGGGCGUUCAAGUGCAAAGGCCCUCUGGCAUAGUCCAGAGGACUGGCCAAAGGGUCAUUCAGAAAUGGAAAGGGCCAGAAAAAAUUAGUAAGAUAUAUGGCGACUGGAUUGAUGACAUCGAGUGAAGAAGUCGUGUUUGCUAACUACUUCUCCGUUUAUGAAGAUAAUCUUGUUAUCGAGGCAGGUAUAGGCAUCCAAAGGAAUUUGAGUUCUUUUGUAUUGCUUUGAACUGCAAUGGAGGAAUGUUGUUUUCGAGCUACAAAUAAAAUAGUUGUUUGUUAGCAUGUGUUUGCUCUGUGUAUUCUACCAUCCUUGUUUGGAAGAAAAGGAGGAUCAAAAUCUCUGUUGUAGAAGAGAUGAGGCAAAUCUUUUCAAACUUCGGCAGUAGUGUGGUCCGGUCCUUCCUCGGAUUUUGUGUAUAACAGGAGUUUUAAUGCACCAGAAUACCCUUUUAGAUUGCAGUAGUAAUUGGGUCAUUUCACAUCCGUAUCUAGUAAUUCAAUGGAAGUAUCUAUUACAACAUGGUAAAUCUAUCUACCAAGAAUGGAAGUAUCUAUUACAACAUGGUAAAUCUAUCUACCAAGAUUGGAACAGAAGAGUUUGUAUUUGUUUGUGUUGUAACUUAAAUUUAAAAUCUUGGAUCUCCAAAAUCUACUUGUAUGAUUCAAUCAUUUAUUAAUCCUACUAUUUGCAAAUACUGAACUUUGUAUAUCAUAUAUGUAAAUACUAAGAUAGUA